Messenger RNA from Centropristis striata (black sea bass), 9841 nucleotides. It is a transcript of the gene strbp, whose product is annotated as spermatid perinuclear RNA binding protein. Gene Ontology annotation, cellular component: precatalytic spliceosome. The record is from RefSeq and is a predicted model, not a curated record. The transcript is spliced from 20 exons. The coding region runs from base 498 to 2708 and encodes 736 amino acids. Lineage: Eukaryota; Metazoa; Chordata; Actinopteri; Perciformes; Serranidae. Gene Ontology annotation, molecular function: single-stranded RNA binding; double-stranded RNA binding.
GUCUAGUGCGCGAGAGGAGAAACCAGCAGGUUGUCAAGGCACACACAAGUAGUCUGACUUCUGGACGCUGACAGCUCGUAUCGGCUCUCUCGUUUCAGCUCGGAUUUUUUUCGCCUCUUUGGAUAUCUGUGUUUUGGUAUCGGCGACGGACUUUCAACAUCUUAUUUCUAACAGCAAAGACCUCAACAGGCAUAUCAGCUUUUCCCAGUAUAAAGGUACUGAACCCUGCCUGCUCUGACGCCGUGACUCCAGACACACACGCUGGCUGACAGACGCUGAAAGAGAAGUGGAGACAAAAAGAUUGGAGGACAGAGGGAGAAGAACAACCUCUCGUAGAGUGGUGGCCAGAGUGACAGAAGAGCACAUGAGGAGCGGAAACGGCGUGACAGCAACAUCCUGACCGGUAACCUUGCUUCUGCAGACCACCGCACGCCCAGCAACUCCAGAAGCAGGGCGUCAGAAGGAAGGAAACGUGUGUGACCACUCCUCCUGCAGGCAUGAGGUCCUUCCGUUCCUUCAGCAACGAUGACCGCCACGUCAUGGCGAAACACUCCACCAUCUACCCCUCCUCCCAGGAGCUGGAAGCUGUUCAGACGCUGGUGUCCACUGUAGAGUGCGCCCUCAAACACGUCUCUGAUUGGCUGGAUCAGAGCAGCAGCGAAGUCCACAGCCAGGUGGACAGCCAACCAGCAGACAGCACAGAGGACGACGAUCCUGGCGAUGAACCCAGUAAUGAAACUGAGGAUUCCAGUGACAGCUACAGAGAGCCCAGCAGUGGUGGCGUGCUGUGUGGAGUGAUGAGGAUCGGCCUGGUGGCAAAAGGCCUCCUGAUCAAAGGCGACAUGGACCUGGAGCUGGUGCUGAUGUGCAGAGACAAACCCACACAGACACUGCUGGACACUGUCUGUCACAAUUUACCCACACAGAUAGAGAAGCUGACAGAAGAGAAAUAUGAGGUCACAAGCUCCUUGCCCAAGGCAGCCAUCUUGGUACGAACUACAACAGAGCCCAAACUCACACUGACGGUUACCCUCACCUCACCGGCCAUGAGGGAAGAUGAGGAGGAGGAGGAGGAGGAGGAGGAAGAGGAGGAGGAGUUGGAGAAUGGGGAGGAAGGACAUGAGGAAGAAGAGGAGGAAGUGGAGGAUGAACUAGAGGAGCAGGAGAAGAAGAACGGGCGAGUGUUGGGUGCUGCUGCGCAGACAGUGGAGGCUGAGGAGGAGGAGGGGGAGGUGCUGGAUAGACACAGAUGUCUGUUGGCCCUGGCAGCGCUGCGACACGCCAAGUGGUUCCAGGCUCGAGUGAACGGGCUUAAGUCCUGCGUUAUCGUCCUCAGGAUACUUAGAGACAUGUGCAAUAGACACCCUGUCUGGGAACCUCUCAAGGGAUGGCCCUUAGAGCUUAUCUGUGAGAAGGCAAUUGCCACCUGCAACAGACCUCUCGGGGCUGGAGAAGCCCUGCGUCGAGUCAUGGAGUGUCUGGCCUCAGGCAUACUGCUACCAGGUGGUCCAGGUUUACACGACCCAUGUGAGAAAGAGCCAACAAACACACUAGCCAACAUGACCGACCAGCAGGCUGAGGCCGUUACCUACCGCGCACAGCAUGCCCUCAGACUCAUGGCGUUCGGACAAAUCUACAAGGUGUUGGAGAUGGAGCCUCUUCCCUCAAAUAAACCAUCGCAGAAAUACCCUUGGUCUGAUAAAGAAGGCUUAGGUCUGAAGAGGCCAUAUGAGGAUGGAGCGAUGGAUGACAAGGACCUCAUCAAGAAGAUGAAGAGGAAUCUUCGGAAAGUCCUAGACAGUAAAGCCAUAGACUCCAACCAGCCAAUGAACGCCCUGAUGCGGUUGAACCAGAUCCGGCCGGGGCUGCAGUAUCGCCUGCUGUCCCAGUCGGGCCCGGUUCACGCUCCAGUCUUCACCAUGUCUGUGGACCUGGAUGGAACCAUUUACGAAGCAUCUGGAUCCUCCAAGAAGACCGCCAAGCUCCACGUUGCCGUCAAGGUUCUCCAGGCGAUGGGCUACCCGACAGGUUUCGACUCAGACCUGGACCCCAUGAGUUCAGAUGAGAAGUCGGAUGGUGAAGGGAAGAGUGAGACUUCGUCGCACACUAGCAAUAACCCAACACACUCCUCGGACAGUUCCAACACACUGGAGGUACGAACUCAGGGUCCCAUACUGACGGCAAGUGGAAAGAACCCUGUCAUGGAGCUAAACGAAAAGAGACGAGGCCUCAAAUACGAACUCAUCUCUGAAAGUGGAGGCAGCCAUGACAAACGCUUUGUUAUGGAGGUGGAGGUCGAUGGGCAGAAGUUUCGUGGGGCAGGCCCCAACAAAAAAGUAGCAAAGGCCAGUGCUGCUCUGGCAGCUCUGGAAAAGCUCUUCUCUGGUCCCAACGCAGCUGCAAAUAAGAAAAAGAAGAUCUUGCCUCAGACUAAAGGAGCUCUGGCGGCGGCAGCAGCAGCCUCAGCAGUAGCAGCUCAAGUAGCCAGAGGAAGAGGAAGAGCAGCCCUCGCGAGAGGAGCCUUCGUCAGUGCAGCCGCACCUGGAUACGUCACACCAGGCUUUGGGACACCGUAUGGCUACAGCCCUGCUGCAGCAGCUGCUCCUGCAUACGGCGGUCUCUUCAUUGACAAUCCCUUCUACCAGCCGCGAACCAUCGCUCCUUUUAUCAUUCAUCUGGGUCCCCAGGAUCUCUUCUCUGACUUCUAGAGGAAGCAGGUUGUUGGAUACUUUCUUCACACUUACCUGUCUAUAUACGCAGGACACCUGUUUUUCUGUCCAUCUAAGCGGGCUGCCUUUGUACCCAGGUGACGGACUCACAGAUCCAAAACUGUUUCCGUUUGAUCAGUCCGCUGGGAAAAACUUUCUGCCCAACAGCAGCGGUAGAAACUAUCUCACCUACUGACCGAGAGGCUCAUAGCUCCUCUCUCUGUUUUCUCUACUCUACGCCCAGAUUUACCUUCAGAGGAAAGAAACUUUACACGAAGCAAUACUCAGAUUUUACGAGAAACGUUCAGCAGCGACUGUGCGAGGCUGGGCUGAACUUCUUUCUUAUAGCAAUACACCAGAACUCCUCUCUUCGAGCUUACUUACUUGAGAAGAUGUGAAUGUCCGAUGGAGUUUUACCCAACACAGCAUUGCAAUAGCUCAUUCUGAUUGUAUAUUCAUUGUAUGUGUGUGUACGUGUGGCUAUAACAUGACUAUAUACACAUAUAUGUAUGGUGUAUGUUUCUAUAACGGUGUGUUGACAAUAAUAUUACUAUAUGAUGAUGUAUUUAUGUAAAUAUUCUAUAAAAUAUAACUAUUGUUGGUAUAAAUUAUUUUAGAAUUAUAAAGUGAAAUGUAACUGUAAUAUCACAGUAUAGCUUUCUUCCAAUUUUAUAUACACUGAGCAAUUGAAGCUAGUUCUAGGAGAUGCAAUAUUAUCUUUGGUAUUCCUAUUAACCUGUGCUGUUAGAAUGAUAAUGCUUCCUUCUUUCCUUCCUUUCCUCCUCUCUUUCCUUCAAACUUUUCCUCUAUCUUUGAUGUCUUUCUGAGCCUUUCUGAGCACGCUCUCUGCUGCCCGAGGUUUGUUUACGUGGCCCGGACCGGAGGUGCUCGCUACUACUGAACACACUCAUAACCUAAUCACACCUGUACACACACACACACACGCACACACUUUUCCUGUCAGAAAGCACAUUUUCUAUAGUCUCACUGCUGGCAGGGAAUACUGUUGUUACAAUUACAGUACUGUAUGUGUAUAGUAUGUGUAUACACCGAUGUACGCCCUCCUCCAUGUACCAUUUACACGUUAGAGACUCAACCAUCAACACUCGUCAGCUCCGUCCCGCUCGCCUUAGGGACCAAAAGCACAGCUCACUCACUCGCAUUACUGUUCCUCCUAUCUGCAGACACACACAUUCACACACACCCUUCCCUCCACCGUCCUCUGGCAAUCCUCUACUGUGCGGACGUAAUGCUGCUGCUGGUGGCAGAUACAGCAUUUGUAAAAGAUAUACUUACACGGAGAGAGACACAGCACAAACUACUGGCUGACUGAUUAAAGGUAUGGCAAUAGUUGGACUUUGAAUUGGAUUUUUUGGUCCCUGCUUGGGAAAAAGGGCAAUUUCAAUGGUUAGUGAUGUAAUAGGUAGGGUUUUUUAUUUUUUUGAAAGAUGGGGUUGUACCUUUGGCUGCCUUUGACGGUCAUUAAAGCCAAAAAAAUUGAGCAAAAGAAACCUGUCUGGUGCUGAGGCAAGUAAUCUAACAUUGGGCGCUGCAUUGGGAGAGAAGAAGUUGGACUUUUGGUAGCUAGUUUCAGCCACCAAACACUUUUUGUGAUAUUCAGUGAAUAUCUCCUCACAGUCAGCUAGCUGUCUGUUCUAUGAAUCAUACACAGCCCUAGUUCUUUACAUGGGAAACCAACAAGGUGGCUCAGAAUGAGCCACUCAACACUUUCCAUUCAUGCUCAUGCACAGGACAUGGUCGAGGCCACAGACGUAUAAAGAGAAAGGUAAUGGGAGAGAGAGGAACUUUAAAUCUGACUCAUGCUAUCGUAGAGACAGGAGGGGUGUCGAUGAAAUGAACUCUGAACAUUUCCACCAUGACACAUACUUGAGGAAGCAAAGUUAGCUUUUGAGAUCAAAAAGUGCAUCGACUUUUAUUUGAAGACAGAAGUCAGGUAUUUUUGAAAAUCUGAAGCCUUUUCAUUGAGUAAGUGUAUUUGCUUUUAAAGGCACUUUGCCUUGGCUAGUUUGGAAGCACAUUUCUGCCAGGGUGAAGAAAGCAAAUCAUUAUAAUGAGAAACUUAAUAAAGAAAGUUGUGAGUUAGUAUUUCAAAUAAAGAAUAAGAAACAAAAUUAUUAUUUUGAGAAAGUUUCUCAUUAUAAGGAUACUUUUUAUUUCAUCAUAAGGCUAUGCUUUCUUUCCUUUUAUAUUUUUUAUUUAACUGUCAGAAAUUGUUUCCACAGGCUUGUUACAAGGUUGUUGAACUGUUGCGGAGAGAUUUGGGUAAUGGAGGAAAUAGAGUUUGUUAUAAUUUUUAGCCUCAAAUACAUUUAUAUUGCUUAGUAGUGUGCAGUCUUAGUGUUGUGGGUUUAACGCUGCUAUAUUGGCACAUAUUGCACGUACUAUUUACGCAGGUGUUAAUUAGACGGAGAGAUGAGAUGAUCCAUUAAACUCUGAAGUGCUUUAUGCAUAACAGCGUGUUCCGUCUAAUUUUGGGGUAUUGUGGUUGGAACCAAGCAGGUGUCACAACACUGUACCCACUGAGCUAGUAGACAGCAUAGUAUUCACUCAGCACUGUGUGGGAUUUCUGCACAUUUCUGUGGUGCCUACAUGCUUCUGAAAGCUCUUCAUCAGUUAUUUGUUUUAUUUUUAGCCUUUAAUAGAGACAAGGUGUCAGUCAGCAGAGGCACAACAGAGCAGAAUGUGCAUCAAAAGGCUUUUUAUUCUCCUCACGCUUGCCUUGAUCUGGGCACCAGUUUGAUCUUUUGUGUUUGUGUCUGCUUUGAUUUAACAAAAAAACGACACCUGAGAACAAGCCCUUAUAUAUUUUUAACAAUAAGCCAAAUUAAAGUUAGAUUUUGAGCUGACAGUGAGGAGAAUUUGGCCGUUUUACCGAAGAUGGAAUAAAAUUGUGCCAUCGAGAACUGGAGGAUGUCCUGCGAUUCCUUCGGAGCAGUGAGGUCAAACACACAGGCCGUUUAUAUUUGAACAGCAGGUUACUCAUCUUGAACAACUGGAGUUACCCACACAGUGUCCUGUGGGGAGAGCAGGGGUCCACUCCGGUGCCCGUGUGGUAGCCACUGUAUUCCACAAUUUGCUUUGCUAUUCCAAGUAUGUUCCAUCAAUUCGCGGAGCACCUCUGGUCGUCUCAUCUCAUCUGAGAGAGCCACUGCUCUGCCAUGACUUUUCAUCCUGGUGUGGAAUUCAAGUGGAGGUGAAUAACUUGGAGCUUUACUGUGUGGAAACAGACCUUCUCUAUCGGCUAAGAAUUUUUUCCUAAUUUCCCCUCUGCCCUCUCUCCGUCUCUCUCUCUGCCCCCGUCCUCUCUGUCCAGAUGGCCCACAUUAAUAAGGCAGACAGUCAUACCUCAGUGAGCAACCUUUUCAUUUCCCCUUAGACUGAGCAGACACGCAGGAGGAGUCACCCUGACUACUGACCCUGUCCUCUUGGUCUGUUGGCUGGACGACCACGUUCAGAGAAAGGAUGGCUGAGAGUGAGAGCUCAGGGAAACACGGCCGGUCUAAAGCUUGGCGCAGGCGGUCUGGUGGGACUGUCGAGCCUUGGGAGUUGUUGUCUUCUACUUAGGCAGAGAUGUGUGUGUUAGACUUUACAGUAAAAGGUGAGGAAAGUGCAUGAAAGCAUAAGAAACUAAGAGUUUAAUUAAACGAAUGCUGCUCCUUCCACAAUCCAUAUUUAAAAUUUUUAAAAAGCUUUAUUGAAUACAUGCAGAAAUAGAGUUUCCAGCUGUGUUUCCCACACUGUUACAGAUGAUAAUACCAGCCAUACUCCACUAUAAAAUGUCUCAGAAUAGAAAGCUUUGCUGUGAUGUGUUUUUUCCUGAAGAAAUAUGCUCUAGGUAGCCCAGUUUGAAGGCCUAGACAGUUAUGUCCAUGUGGCUAACUUUUUUUAGAGAGUAAUGGUUGUUUGUGCUGGACUCAAAUCCCAUUGAGUUUUCUGAUGGAUGUUCUUCCUGCUCCAGUGUUCCCCAGAAAUAUCUCAAAGAGAUCACAGUGAAACAGGAAAACAGGCCAUUGUAAACACACCUUCUCCCUGCAUCCACACUUUUACAACUACACCUGUAAAUCUAAAAAGCACAAAACACACACGAGCAAUACACCCACACAUUGUUCUCAGGGCCACCUGACACACACAUGUAUGCAAAUAGAUAAAUACACACACCAUGUAGUCAUAUAUGUAAAUAUUUCAGCCUUCAUCGACAAUAACAGCCGAGCACAUUGAGACAGCGUGACAUUCUUUGCUCCGUGGUUUGUAUAUCACACUUAAGAUUGUACUGUAUGUAGUGAGAGUCACACAAGUGGUUUGUACUUUAGGAUUUGAGCCAUGUAUAGCUGAGAAAACACAUCUCCCCCAUUUGUUAUCAUGGUGCUGUAUAACGGGCUGUCCGUAGCACUGUAUAUAAUGGAUUUUACUUUUGCUUUUUUCGGAGAAACAGCAGUUAUUUGUGAACAACUCAAGCUCUGCUGACUGGAGAAAAGAGGGAGGAAAGAAAACUUCUUUUGGCACCAAAUGCAGGAGCUUUGCGCAUUUAGAUGCUGCAAUAUGUUCAGUAGUUAAAGGGUUCUGAAAGCUUUCGUUGCCAGGUAACGUCAGCCUUUUUGGACUUUCUCUUUGGAGACUGUCAAGCCCCGUUUCCCUAAGGCACCUCUUCAUCCCUCUGCCAGGUCAAAGGUAAAAAAAAAAAAAGGAAAGCGAAUGACGCAGAGAGGCUGUUAGGAAACGGUUUCUGGUCUGUUCUGCGCGAUGGGAUUCAUCCAGACACCAAAGACUCUGAAGCCUUUGUUGCACAAAUCUGAUCAUCCCACCAGUCUUAGAAGUAGGAAACCAUACGGUUUGUGAUCUGAUAUCCACCGUCUAGACAGUUAUGAAAUAUCUAGUAAAAAGCAAAGAAAGAUCUCAUCUCCUAUGUGUAAAUGAAAGAAAACUGUGUCUUGCUCAUUCUUGUAUUAGAGCAGAGAGUUGGGUUUUAAGUCCGGGAGUCGUGCUAAAUUUGUCUGGAAGCUGAAGGGAGAAGAGCAGCAGAAUGAGCAGGAAAGUCCAUCCGCGACCUGCUCUGAACUCAGAAAUAGAUCCGGGAUCACGUUUCAACUGCUGAGGCAAAGUGAACCAGACUAACUGCUGAACACAUCAUUUUCUCUGGGGGUGUGUGCAUGUGUGUUUUGGGGGAUGUGUGUGUUCAACGUGAUCUCAUAGGAAAGAAUAUAGAUAGCACGCCACUGUGAAGACAUUUUGCGGGUCAUGUCUACGCAUUUUAAGCUUUGCAUGUGUCAUUUUACACCACAUAUUCAUUCCCAACUCGACACGUACACAUGCUUAAUUGCUUUUAAAGUUUUAAACAAGCAAAUCUCUUGGUUAUGUUCUGAAAAAGCUCAUGGGGGAUUAAAUAAAUACAGGUGCAUCUCAAUAAACUAGAAUAUCAUAGAAAAGUUUAUUUAUGUCAGUAAUUCAAUUCAAAAAGUGGAAACAACACAUUAUAAACAUCCACUAUUAUAUAGAUUACACGCAGAAUGAAACAUUUCAUGUCUGAAUUUAUUUAAUUUCUUCUAAUUCUAAUAAUUAUGGCUUGCAUUUAAUGAAGACCUAAAAUUCAGUCUCUCUAAAAAAAAUUAAUUACAAAAGACUAAUUUGAAAAAGUAUGUUUAAUAUGGAAAUAUUGGCCUUUGAAAAGUAUGUCAUCUAUAUGACUCAAUACUUGGUUUGGGCUAUUUGACUUGAACUACUGGAAAAUGACUUUUUCAUCAUAUUGUCAUUUAUUGAGAUGCACCUGUAUUUUUCCAUAAAUUAGAUUACAUACAUAAGCUAAGUAGUCAACAUACAGGAUACAUGCAGCGGUUUCCUGACUGGACGUUAUGUUAUUUUCUCAAUUUUUCAUUUCUUUAAUGUACUUUUUAAAAAAAAUGUCCAUCACAGCUUCCCAAAGACCAAGAUGAUGUCUUUAAAUGUCUUGUUUUGUCAGUUCAAAACCCAAAGAUAUACAGCAAAUAUUAUAUAAAACAGUAUGAAGGAGGAAAAUUACAUAUUUCAUAGGCUAAAAUACAGCAUUUCCUGCCAUUUUGCAUGAAAAAUGACUUUUAAUCAAUUAUCCAAAUAGUUGCAGUUUUUUCUACAACCCAUCCCCAAUCUCCUCCCUUCGUGGGCUUUAUCACUCUUAAUGCUACAUCACCUGACUUCCAGAGCACUCACUCUGAGCCUCUAAGUAAAAUGACACAUGUAAAGCAAAGAUUGUGACAACAAAACACGCAAAAUGACCAAACUGGUGCGUUGUUCAUAUAUUGUCUGGUGAAACCACACUGGUGUGUUUGUCUGGCAAGCACAAAACCCCAAGGGUAAUGGGAAGCUAUUUCACACCCAUAUGCACAUGCACACGCACACACAUACACACAAUAUUGCAGUCCCAUUAAGCAUGUUGUUGCAUACUCCCUGGUCAUGGUCCACUGAUUGUUUAAGUCCAAUAUCCUCCUGAUAACCGAUCGAAGCAUUUUGGAUGAGAAUGUACACUGUUGUUAUAGUAAUUGUAGAGUAGAAUGUAUUUACUCAUAGACAGAGUAAACUUGCUUUUUUGUAGAGAAGCAUAUAUACAGAAUAUAUAUGGAUACAUACAUAUAUAUACAUCUAUAUAUCUUUUGAACUACUUGUGUGUGAGAGUUGUUUUGGGCGCAUCCAUCCUGUUAGAAUUCAUAUUUCUUUCCCCGUUCUAAUUUUUAUUUAUAAUGUUUUGACAAAAGUAGCGUCUUACGAGUGAUGAGUGUUUACUUUUUGCUGUAAAUAUGAUUUUUUUAUUUUAUUUUUGACAAAAAGGGGAUUAAAAAGAAAAACUUUUAAGAUGCUGCCUAUGAAACUAUGAAGUGAUAUCUGUCCACAGAAUCUGUUUGAUCUAUGAAAUUAUCAAAGUAAAAUAUUUGUGAAAUGUAACGAUGACAGGGUGAGAGCUUCACGGGUCGCACUCAUUUAACAGAGGCCAAUGACAAUGAAUGAGGGGGUCUUUGAACUCGCUGUAUUGAUCGUUUUGAUUAGUAGCAACAUUCACAGCAGUGAUGAUCUGUGGUUGUCACUGUUUUUGACAUAAUCUAUGCUUGAUGAACUGAAAAUAAAUCUGAGAAAGUGCUGAAUCUCUA